Molecule: messenger RNA, 2112 nt
Organism: Arxiozyma heterogenica
Lineage: Eukaryota; Fungi; Ascomycota; Saccharomycetes; Saccharomycetales; Saccharomycetaceae
Gene: NOC2
Product: mRNA-binding ribosome synthesis protein NOC2
Exons: 1
Coding region: 1-2112 (703 amino acids)
Biological process (GO): ribosomal large subunit biogenesis
Cellular component (GO): Noc2p-Noc3p complex; nucleoplasm; Noc1p-Noc2p complex
Source: RefSeq, a predicted model, not a curated record
AUGGGGAAAGUAUCGAAAGCCACUAAGAAAUUUCAAUCGAAACAUCUAAAACGUACCUUGGAACACAGAAAGGAACAAAAGAAACAAAAGAAGAAGAUCCAAGGUCGCCGUGGUAAUAAAACAGAAGAAGAGAAAAGAGAUGCGGCUUUGACUAGAGAAGAACAAAAAUUAAAAAAGUCUGCUAAAGAGGAAGUCUUUAAAGAUCUUUCUGUUGAAGAAUUUUUCGAUAAAGGCAUCGAAUUACCAAAGGAAAAUAAAAAAUUUACAAAGCAUAAAAAGAAUAAAUCUAAAUCUGAAAGCGAUACAACCUCUGAUUCUGAUUCCUCUUAUGACAAUGAUCAAGAUAUGGCCUCCAACAUUGCUGCCUUAUCAAAAGAAGAUCCUGAAUUUUUUAAAUAUUUACAAGAAAAUGAUAAAGACUUAUUAGAUUUAGCUGCAAGCAACCCAUUAGAUGCUAUUGAAGACAGUUCUGAUGAUGAAAAUAGUGAAAAUAAUUCUGAUGUUGAAACUUCUUCAGAAAAGAUCAAUUUGACUGUAAAACUAGUUAGAGAAUGGAAACACCAAUUACGUGAAGAACCAUCCUUAAAACUUUUUAGAAAUAUUAUUACUGCUUUUAAAGUUGCAGUCAACAUUAACAACUUGGAAACUAUUGAAGAAUAUAAAUAUGUUAUUACUGAAGAAAAGGCCUUCCAUGAGUUGAUGUUCGUUGCUUUGAAGAGUCUGCCACAAGCUGUUCAAAAGAUGAUUCCAUAUAAGGAAAAUAAAGGUGCUAGAACUUUACCAUCCGGAACAAAUGUUUCUAAGAUUUCCUCUAUUAUUAAAGCACAUGCUCCAUCAUUACUGACCUUACUAAACGAUAUUAAUAACACUGAAACUGCUGCACUAGUUUUACAUUCUGUUGAUCAAUUAAUGCCAUAUUUAUUAUCGUAUAGAAGAAUUUUAAAAGAAGUUAUUAAAUCAAUUGUUGAAAUAUGGGCUACAACAAGAGAUAUUCAAACUCAAAUUGCAACUUUUGCAUUUUUACACAAUGCUGCUAAAGAAUUUAAAAAGUCCCUAUUAGAACUAAUUUUAAAGACUACAUAUUCUACUUUUAUUAAAAGUUGUCGUAAGACUAAUAUUCGUACUAUGCCAUUAAUUAACUUCCAAAAAAAUUCGGCCUCUGAAUUAUUUGGCAUUGACGAAACUUUAAGUUAUCAAAUAGGUUUUGAAAAUAUUAGACAGUUAGCAAUCCAUUUAAGAAACACUUUAACAACCACAUCCAAGAAAUCUAGUAAAGUUAAUUCUGCAGAAGCAUACAAAAUCGUCUACAAUUGGCAAUUUUGUCAUUCCUUAGAUUUUUGGUCUCGUGUUCUAUCCUUCUCAUGUAAUCCAGAAAAAGAACAAGGCCAUGAGUCUCCUCUAAGACAGUUGAUUUACCCAUUAAUCCAGGUUACCAUUGGUACUGCUAGAUUAAUCCCAACUCCACAAUUCUUUCCAUUAAGAUUUUAUCUGGUAAGAUCAUUAAUUAGAUUAUCUCAAAAUACAGGUGUUUUUAUUCCAAUUUUCCCAAUUAUUUCAGAAAUUUUAAUAUCUACUGCAUUCACUAAACCAUCUAAAAAAAAUAAUAAUUUAGAAGCAUUUGAUUUUGAUCAUAAUAUUAAAUGUACUCAAGCUUAUCUAGGGACGAAGGUUUAUCAAGAAGGUUUAGCUGAACAAUUAAUCGAUCUUUUAGCUGAAUAUUUUGUCUUAUAUUCAAAGAGUGUUUCAUUCCCUGAACUAGUGUCCCCAAUAGUUAUCUCUUUACGUCGUUAUAUCAAGACUUCCAAUAAUAUCAAAUUAAAUAAACAAUUAUCCAAUAUUAUUGAAAAGUUGAAUAAAAAUGCCAAAUAUAUUGAAGAGAAAAGAUCAGAUGUUGAUUUUAGCCCAAGUAAUAAGACAGAAGUUAAUAAAUUCUUAAAUAAUAUUCCAUGGGAAAAGACUCCUUUAGGUGCUUAUGUUGUUGUGCAACGUGAGGUUAAAGAAGAAAAAGCUAGACUAAUGAGAGAAAGUUUAGAGGAAAACGAUAGAGAAAACGAAGAAGUUGAAUCUGCUAAGCUAACGGAAGAAGAAGAUAUUGUAAUGCCUGAUAAUUAA